Molecule: messenger RNA, 2532 nt
Organism: Helobdella robusta
Lineage: Eukaryota; Metazoa; Annelida; Clitellata; Rhynchobdellida; Glossiphoniidae
Exons: 9
Coding region: 1-2532 (843 amino acids)
Source: RefSeq, a predicted model, not a curated record
AUGACCGCUGCCACUUGCAGUUCAAGGGAAGAACAUGAUUUGAAUUUGAACGAAAGGGAUCAGAAUCCUCUUUUGGACGAGAAGGAAGAUGUACAUAAUGAGGAAGGGAACGUUGAGAUGGUGAUCCACCAGGUGCUGUCCUUACAGAUCAGCUCUCUCAAAUGUCUCCAAGCCCUACUGGAUAACGAUGACCUGACUCAAUCACUCUUGCAGUCAAUGUGCAGUCUCAUUGCAAAUGGUCAAGAGUAUUAUGAAGACAGCAAGGAGUCCAACGAUGAAUUGAAAAAAAAUUGUACUGGUGGUAUUGAGGAAUGUUUCCAGGGUUCAAACAAAAAAACUCUAACAUCGGCUAAGUCUAUGGAGUUGUUACUCGAUGAUGAAUCAACCAAACAACGCCUGGUCAGUUCUGAGAGUUCCAGUGAGAUAUAUGACCUAGGCCCUGGUAACGAGUUCACUUAUUAUGUUCAUGCAAAGAGGCGGUCACAUCCUCACGACCACCAACAUGUGAAACAGUCGAAACACGGCUUUUUGCCUCCGCAGCAAAAUUCUUCUGAAGACUAUCAGCCACCACAAUAUUAUCCUAAACUAAAUCAAAACAUUUUUGAUGAUGACAUUCCAUUAGUUAACAGCAACUUGAAUCGUACAACCACGUUGAUUGAAGCUUUGCAGUUUGUUUACAAAAAUAUUGUAAAGUUAUCUCUGGAUCCCCUUCUCUACGGAGAUCAAGUGAGCGUAUCUGAUCUCGAACGUGUCAUGAUUAUGACAUACAUGCAUGCCUCCAGAGGUUACAUCAAGGAGCAACCACCGCAGAAUAGCUUGGACUUACUGCAGCGUGUGUUCGCUAGGUUGAGGUCAUUUAAUAAUGAAAGUGGGGAGCAUUCAUCGGAGCAGCAAGAACCAGGAGGCCAGGUUCCUCAUCUCCCAGUCGCUCUGUCUAAAACCACUUUGUCAGAUCUUGCAACCAGUUCUGUAGAAGAUCGAUAUAAUACUGUUGAAAUAAAUGAAAAUCGUGUGUGCAAAAGUAGAGGCAGAGGUAGGAUUAUGAGGUCAUUCUUGGAAAAUUCAAGAGAAGCAAGUAGGACUCGUGCUGUGAGGAAUGACUCUUCACAUGAUUCAGCGAAAGUUAUGGUUGAUGGCAGCUUGAGAAGUGCUGACGAUGAGAAUCGUGUCUCCGUAGGAAGAGGCAGAAGGAGACAAAUCAUGAGGGAGGCCGUGUGUUAUGCUCCACCAAUCAUGCUGAGAUCUGUUAAAAUUCGUUAUGAUGCUAACCAGAAAAGAACCUCUCCGCCAUCAUUUCCUUUGUUUCCAGAUCCACCAGCACCAUCUUCCUCGUAUCGAUCUCAAGACCUGCCUUCCUCCAUUGCUCAGCACUUGCCAAGUUUGUAUGAUAUGGGUUUCAACCAAACACAGAUCAAGCAGGCAAUCCAUGUUCUUGGAAUAACGGGAGAAAACAUUGAAAGUAACAUUGGAAACAUGGCAGUGUGGAUGUUGGACAAUCCCCUCCCUCCCAUGGCACCAUUUCAUCGAUCCGCCAACCAUCAGUGGACCAAUGCUCCACCGAAUGACAAUCCCGAUGAAAUAGAAGACAACGAAAACAUUCCCAGCCAAUCAUUAAGAGCUUCAGAUUUAGCAAAUUUUGAUGGUGGCUCAGUGUCCGAGAAAAGAUUGAGGCAAGAUGCUUUGGCAAAGUUUUUUGGCAGCAGGUUUCAAGAUGCUCCUACUUCCGUAGUUCAUUCGUCUAAUGUCGCGAGUAGACAAUUGCGUCUGUUCUACGUAAUCUUAUUGAAAUAUUUUCCAGUGAGCAGGGCAAGUCGAAUACCGAGUAUGAACAGCCAUGGUGAGGAGCGCGUGAGAUGCCAGAAGACAAUUGAUGGCGAGGUUGAUGAGGGUUUGUUAUCAGUGCGCAGACAACUUCAGGAGCACCUUGUCAGUAAGGUGCAUAAACGUCGGGCAGUCAGUAGCGUGGAAGUUCAUAGUGGAAGAGCCGCACCUGACGAGGCAGAUGCCAAUUCAAACUCAGAUGACGCCAAAACUACACAUUCGGUUUUCAUAUUUUUUCAUAAUUAUAUUUACAUUUUGACUUUUAAUGUUUUGGCUUGUAAACCGCACAUCGUCGAACAAACAAAAAUCAUUUCGCCACAAUUAAUUAUAGACUACGCCAACAUGGGUGUUGCACUGAUCAACAACAACUUGGAGGCCGUAUCACAAGCCAGUCAGUUCAGAUGCGGUUACACCUCCACUCCUCAACCAUCCUACUGCCUCUGCCUCAAGUGUCAUCGGGAUUAUCUCGAGUGGCGGCGUUUCCUUUACGAUUCUGAAAACGAAGAACAUUUCAACGAAGAUGAUAAAACAAACUUGGGAGAGAAUUUUGCCGAUGUCAAGUUUGCUCCGUUUUUUAUGGUUUUAAUGUUUUGGAACUGGGGUGGGCAAACAUUUUGCUCUGUGGGCCGCAUUGAGAACUAUUUUGCCUUUGAAGGGCCGCAUAUGUACUUCAAUAGCAAAUUUUUUCGACCCGGGGGAGAAUUUUUUUAA